GAACGUUUUGACGUAUUCGUCCAUUAACACUAUUGAUCAGUUGAACGUUAUCACUUAUCAUACAUUUCGUGCCAAUUCCGCGCCUUAUAAUUUGCAGUCCUAGGUCCCAUAAUAAUAUAUGUGCAGUACAUAAAAUGCUAUAAAUUAGUCAAAAUGUUUAAUAAAUCAAUUAUUAACAAAAUAUACAUAACCGUUAUUGUUUUUAAUUUACGUAAGAUUAUGCCAAAGGUUCUUUAAACGCGAUAGACUCGUUAGUUAAGAGUGAUGUCUAGAGCUGCAUUUAUCAAUUUUAGACAAUUGAUUAAUACAAGCAGGUAAAAUAUGAAUUUUAUUUUGUAAAAUUGUCUUGUUUUAUUGUAAAAAUGUUUAUGACUUUAUUUGAAUUUCAAUAAUUUAUCAAUUUCUUAUAAAACGUAUGUGUUGUGUCCUUGAUAGACACAGUAUUUUUUACAGUAUCAAUUUUUUUUUUUUUUAUUGUAAUAAGUAAAUCAAAUCUUAAAUUUCAACACCUACUCAUUUUAGCUAAAAUUAUUGGAGAUCAUAUGGUAUAGUGGAAAACUCAUGUUUCUUACUUUUACAAUAUUAUCAAUCUAAUACAAAUUCUUAAUAUAUUGCAUAUCUAUUAUUUUAUUUAUAUUUUGUUGUUAUUAUUUAGACCUUGAAAAGUUUUAAAAUAUCAUUUUAACCUUGAAUUAUUACAUUUUUUUUAUAUUUCACAAUAAAUAAAUUGUGUAAGUAUGUACUUAAAAAAUUUAAUAAAAUAUUUAAUUUUAAUGUCCAAUAUAUUAACCAAAUAAACCUUAAGAUGGAUCUCUACUUAUUGAAUCUAAACUGAAUUUUGAUUAAUAUAUGGUUAGGUAUACAGGAUUAAUGUCUGUUCAAUAUGAUACGUAAAAUUGAAAAUUAUUUUGGUAGGAAUGAUUCAAAUUUAAUGUCCUGUUUCCAGUGUUUCAGCUUCAGUUUCUAGUCUAAUCAAAUAUCAGGACAGUUUACAUUAUUAUAAAGAAAUCUGAGAAUAAUACUAUUGACACUAAUCGUAAAAAAAUAUUAAUUUUCUUUUUAUCAUAAAAUCUAUUUGAUAUUCAUUACCAAAUAUAUAUGCAGUGUAUUUCAAUGAUUUCAGGUAUAUAACAAUAAUAAUACUGAUUAAUUGAUGUUUGUAGAUAAUAUACUUUUUACUGAGUCGCCAACGUACAAUAGAUAUAAUAUAUUAUUCCAUUUUUAGAAUAGAAUUAAUUUUGAUCAUAUUUUUUGGUAACAUACCACCUAGAUUCUUAAUCGACUGUAUACCUAGUGGUUAUUAAGAUCCCUGUGAUUAACCAGAUCUAUAUGUAUCUUUAGUUCUAUUGUAUCUCCAGUACAAACAUAGCUUAUAGGGAAUGUUGCAAUAUUGUAUUCUAUUUUCCUACUUCAAAAUAUAUAUAUAUGUAAUUUUAUUGUUGAAAUAAAUGCAUUAUUACUAUCAACUAGGUGGCUGUUCUCCUAUUUUUUAUAAUAUCAGGAAACUUGUAUAUUUGUUUUAAAUUUAUUUUUUUUUUUUUUGCUACUUGUUGAUAUUUCAAUGCUAGUUGCAUUUUUAAGACAAUUAAAAUUGGUUAGCUGUAAUUGUUGAAUAAGCAUUAGGUAUAUGAUUAUUCAUGGAUAUAAUAAUUUUGUAUUGUAUCUAAUGCCAGUGAAUACUAUAUUUAUUGUUUUAUUAAAAAUAAAUAAUUCAAAUAUUUUUGGUAAUUUUUACCAAAUGUAAUUUUGACAUUUUUGGCAUUUUACUAACUUGUAUUCUGCUUUUUAUUGCAAACUACCUAUAAAACAUGUUUUAAUAGUCUAUAGUGCUAUAUAUCUUGAGCCCUGAUUAAAGAUGUAAACAAAUAUUAUUUCAAUUAAGUAUAAUAACUUAUACAUUUUAAGCAAAUAUUUCUAUCUUUUUUUUUCUUUUUAAGGUUAUGCAUUAAUGGAUGGCUAUAUUUUGAAUUAAUUAUUAUUAUUAACUAAUUAGUUUUUAACAAUAGAUAGCAUAACAAUGUUUGAACUUGUAUAACUUUAAAAUAUCAUACUAAAAAAACCAUAAAGCAUUGAGAAAUAAUUUUACUUAGUUAAAUAAUUAGUCACUUAUUAAGAAUUUUUAAGAAAAUUCUAUUUUUUUUUUUUUUUAUAUAUAAAAUUAGUAAAAAAUGUAAAAAUAUUUUAUCUAGAUGAUAUAACAAAUGUUAUUGUAUUUUGAUUUAUUUAUAGAAAAUGGAAGAUUAUCAGUUUAAUAGAUGAAAAACAAAUCAUGUAUUCUGUAAGGAUAACAAAGCGAACAUUUAUUAACUUAUUAGUACCAAAUGCUGGAAACAGGAACAAGAAAGUUUACAAAGAAAGAAAACUAAUUGGGUAAAUAUUACAUAUUUGAGAAAUUAUGACAACAUAAUAUUUGAUUACUAAAACUAAUUACACAUUACAGGUAUUCUCCUAUGCAAAUGUUUGAUGUAAUUCAAGACACAGAAAACUAUAAACAUUUUUUACCAUUUUGUCGACAGUCAACAGUGAAAUUAAAGGAAAAAAAUCAUGCAAAAACUUAUUUAGAAAUUGGUUUUCCGCCAAUAAUAGAAAGUUAUGUUUCACACAUAACCUUUCAACGUCCCCAUAUGAUUAAAGCUGAGUGUAGAGAUGGAAAAUUGUUUAAACAUUUAAUUACUCAAUGGAAUUGUGAUCCCGGAAUAAAAAAUAAUCCUAACACUUGUAUAAUCACAUUUUUUGUAUCUUACGAAUUUAAAUCACAAUUACAUUCAACAGUAGCCAAUAUGUUUUUCAAUGAACUAGUUAAACAGAUGGAACAAGCAUUUUUUGAUGAAGCCGCUAGACGAUAUGGGAAACCUUGUAUAAAAGCUGAAAAACUUAAAUUGGUUCCGAAUAAUUAAAAAUGUUUGUUUUAAGUAGUUUGACUACUGAUAAAAAUGAGUAAGAAAUAAAAGUGAUUCCAUGUUAUUAUUUGUGUAACAUAUUUACUGUUGAAAAUAAUUUUAAAUGUGUUGGAAGUUUCUAGAAAAUACCUAACUUUUUAAACUACAUUUAUUAUUACAAUAAAUUUGAAUUAAAUUUUAUAAUUAGUAAAAACAAAAAUUAUAUAACUGUAAAAAUAAAUUACAUUUCUAUCUAAUAGAAUUAUUACAAUUUUUUAAUAAUUUAUAUUGGGAAAUCAUUAAUUAUUUUCUAGUAUCUUCCAUACGUUUAUAAUUGAAUUAUUAUUUGUUAUUUAAUAUUGUAUAAUAAAAAAAAAAAUUGUAUAAUGAUAAUUUAAUGAUUUAUUACCAACUAGACUACUGUGCUUGUUAAACCUGUAUUAGCUUAUAAUAAAAAUACAGUGAUAAACUGAAAUACUUACACUAAAUUUUAUAAUCUUAACCAAAAUUUGAUGUAAUCAAUGCACAUAAAUAAUAUUAUUAUGCCUAGUUGCGCCAAGUAAAGAUUGUCAAGAACUAACUGGAUGUCUUGCAAUUAUUUCAAAAGUUAUUUAAUAGAAGUCUAAACUGUG
Messenger RNA from Cinara cedri, 3511 nucleotides. The record is from the annotation of a GenBank genome assembly. NCBI's taxonomy places the organism in Eukaryota, Metazoa, Arthropoda, Insecta, Hemiptera, Aphididae.